AUGAUACUUAUGAACAGUUCAAUUGAAAAUAGAGCGGUGUCACUCCUCGCUAAACGAAAUGUCCAAAAUACAAUCCUGGACAAAAAGGUUGAGAGUAACUGCACUCUUCAGGAUUGUAGGCUGUUGACAAGAAAGAGAUGUGUUCAUGUGGCCAAGGAAAGAAUGACACCACAUUUACUUAAUUUACGUCAACUUUUCUUUCAAUGGAGAAGGACUGUUGAUCCCAGGAAGGUGUACUUUUUUGACGAAACACAUGUCAAUUGCGAGACUGACGAGCGGGAUUGGGGAGGGGCUGACUCUGGAUUUGCUUGUCCGGUGUUUCGUCAGAAAAGUAAACUAAGAGCGGGAAAGUAUUCUACACUUGGUGUAUGUGGAUAUAACGAAGGAUUAUUGCAAUCAAUUCCAGUUCAAGGAAACUUCACAGCAGAUUUGAUAAAUGACGUUAUAGAGAAUCAAAUACUCCCACUGUUACCUGCAGACACAUUUUUGGUUGCUGACAAUGCAAGUGUUCAUAAUGAAGCUGCAUUAUGURGGYUGCUGGCUAGGAAAAACAUUACGCUCGUCAAACUGCCAGGCUAUAGUUAUGACCUAAACCCAAUGGAAAUGGUGUUCGCUCAAGCCAAAGCAAUAGCUCGUUUUACCCCUGSCUUUUUGGAUGAAAAUCCCAUUCUCGCUAUGGUARACGAAUUUCAACAGGUCCGACCCAUUAAUUUAAGAAACUAUUAUCACAGAUGCUGGAGAGUAUUUGUAUAA
Messenger RNA from Exaiptasia diaphana, 753 nucleotides. RefSeq lists its product as uncharacterized. The coding region runs from base 1 to 753 and encodes 250 amino acids. Gene Ontology annotation, molecular function: nucleic acid binding. The transcript has 2 exons. The record is from RefSeq and is a predicted model, not a curated record. Lineage: Eukaryota; Metazoa; Cnidaria; Anthozoa; Actiniaria; Aiptasiidae.